AUGGAGGAGGCACUCAGAGCACCUCACCUCUAUCACUUUCGGGCGGUCCUGAAGGCCCUCGCUACAGACGAAGAGGCAGGAUUGCACGAUUCAGACGUCAAGAAGAGGCACACGGAUUACGGCAGCAAUGAGCUUGAGAGCGCGGGAAGUGCAUCACUCACCACCAUCAUCGUUCGACAAGUUGCCAAUGCCAUGACCUUCUGCCUCAUCCUGGCAAUGGCAGUCUCCUUCGGUAUUCAAACAUGGAUCGAGGGGGGCGUCCUGGCAGCGAUUAUCAUCCUCAACGUCUCCAUCGGUACAUGGCAGGAAUACUCUGCCGAGCAGACCAUGGACUCUCUACGCAAUUUGGCGUCUCCCACAGCACGUGUCAUUCGUGGAGGAUCUGCUGCGACCAUUGGCGCAAACGAGGUGACAAUUGGCGACCUCCUUGAGCUCUCCGUCGGCUCAACAGUGCCUGCUGAUGUGAGGCUCAUCGAGACUCGCGACUUCGAGACCGACGAGGCUCUGCUGACUGGCGAGAGUCAGCCAAUCAUGAAGAACGCUGCCCUCAGCUACGGAAAGGAGGGUGGUGAGGAACCUGAGAUCAGUGUGGGAGACCGGCUCAACCUGGCAUACAGCUCUUCCAAUGUCACAAAGGGCCGAGCCCUCGGAGUUGUCGUAGCCAUUGGCAUGACUACCGAAGUGGGCAAGGUAGCCGAGGCUCUCCGAGGAGCUGGAAAGGGUCGCAAGAUCCGAGAGGUGAAGCGCAAUGCGCACGGUAAGGCUGGUCCUCAUCGAUACGCACAAGCCGGCGUCCUGACUUUGUGGGACCACCUGGCACACUUCCUCGGCCUGACCAGGGGAACACCACUACAGCGACAACUCUCUUGGCUUGCUGUUCUCCUCCUCCUCUGCGCCAUUCUCUUCACCAUCAUCGUCUUCCUCGCCAACCUCGGCGCUUCAGUGAGCCCGUGGAGCUCUUCGGAAGUCGCAAUCUACGGUGUCGCGACUGGUGUCUCCAUCAUCCCAGCCUCGCUCACCGCCGUCCUGAUCAUCUGCCUAUCGACUGGAUCACGAGCCAUGGCCAAGCGAAAUGUCAUUGUCCGUAAGCUCGAGUCGCUUGAAGCUCUGGGCUCCAUCACCGACAUCUGCUCCGACAAAACGGGCACUCUGACUCAGGGACGAAUGGUCCUGCGAAGAGCUUGGGUGCCUGGAAGCGGCAACUACGAGGUUGAAGAGACGAGUGAGGCCUUUAAUCCCACCCUGGGCAAGGUCGAGCGCGUGAGCGGCGAGAAGAGGGAGGAAGUCACUACGGAACAGCAAAGCGCCGACAAGAUUUCUUCGGACACAAACUUUGUACCCUUCCUGACCGUUGCUUCUCUUUGUAACCUCGCCACGGUCUACUACGAUGGAGAAAAGAGGGAGUGGACUGCACAUGGUGACCCUACCGAGUGUGCAAUCCAGACCUUUGCAUGCAGAUUUGGCUACUCGCGUCAGGUCCUCGCAAAGAAGGGCGCAGAGUCCCCUCGCUGGACACAGAUCUGCGAGAUGCCUUUUUCAUCUGACCUCAAGAGAAUGGCAGUCGUCUUCAAGAACAACGAAGAGGGUGACGGCAAGACGCAUGGCUUCAUGAAGGGAGCCGUUGAGAAAGUUCUCGACUGCUGCAAAGACAUCACGACUGGCCAAGGUGUCGAGAUGAAGUCCAAGGAGCUCAUCGACGAGAUCCUGCAGAAGAUGGAGGAGAUCGCCUCGCAGGGCCUGCGAGUACUUGCUGUGGCUCGUCGAGACCUCUCAGAUGAGGAAGCUGCUCUUGGCGAAGAGAUUGAGCGAGCUGAUCUGGAGCACAACAUGACUUUCCUUGGUCUUGUCGGUCUGUACGACCCUCCUCGGCCAGAGUCUGCAGGUGCGGUGCAGCUGUGUCGGGAGGCUGGCAUCGCCGUCCACAUGCUCACCGGUGACCACCUUGCCACCGCUUCAGCCAUUGCAAGACAAAUCGGCAUCGUACCCAAGGACGACGGCAUGCUCAGCAAAAAGACUGCAGACUGCCUCGUCAUGAGCGCUUCGACCUUCGACAAGCUGAGCGAGUCGGAGAUUGAUGCUAUGCCUGUUCUACCAGCCGUCAUUGCCCGCUGCACACCGCAGACCAAGGUCUCGAUGAUUCAAGCCAUUCACCGACGAAAUCGUCUCACUGCGAUGACUGGAGAUGGUGUCAACGAUGCACCCGCCCUCAAGAUGGGUGACAUUGGUAUUGCCAUGGGGCAAGCCGGCUCCGACGUGGCAAAGGACGCUUCCGAUUUGACUCUCAGUGACGACAACUUUGCCAGCAUCACAAAUGCCAUCUCGGAGGGUCGACGUCUGGCGGAUAACAUUCAGGCCUUUGUCCUUCACUUGCUCUGCCAGAACAUCUGCCAAGCAUGUGUUCUCCUCAUCGGACUCGUUUUCAAAGAUGAAAGUGGGCUUUCCGUCUUUCCCUUGAGCUCACUCGAGGUCCUGUGGGUCAUCAUCGUCACUUCCUCUGCUCCUGCUAUGGCUCUGGGCAUGCAAAAGGCACGUCUCAAUACUAUGAGCCGACCCCCUGCUGAUCUGAAGCGAGGAAUCUUCACAAACGUCUUCUUCAUCGACCUUGUCGUCUACGGUCUGAUCAUGGCUGCCCUCUGCUUGGGUACCUUCCUAAUCUGCCAGUUCGCCUUUGGCGAUGCCGACUUUGGACUGGACUGCAACGCCGGCUAUAACCCAUCCUGCCAGACUGUCUUCCAGUCUCGAGCCGCCACCUUCUGCGUCAUGGUGAACCUGUCCCUGCUGCUGGCUUGGCAACUCGUCGACGGGGAGGCUUCCUUCUUUAACGGUGUCGAGCAGGGGCACUGGUACUCUCGCUGGUGGUACGGCACCUGGGGCAGAAACAAGCUCCUCUUCCUUAUCAUCACCAUCGGAAUAGUCCUUGAAUUCCCCCUGGUCUUCAUUCCCGGAUUAAGGGACGUCGUCUUCCUGCACACCUACCCGGACUGGCAAUGGGCUGUGGUCGUCGUUGCGACGAUUCUCUUCUUCGCUAUCGCAGAAGGUUACAAGUGGAUCAAGAGGAUCUACUAUCGAAGGAGGGCAAAAAGCACCAAGACGGAUGAGGUCACGCUGCAGCUGGACGAGGCGGCUGGCACUGAGAAGUCGAGUGCUUGA
Microstroma glucosiphilum is the source of this 3150-nucleotide messenger RNA. RefSeq names its product sodium ion P-type ATPase. Gene Ontology annotation, biological process: calcium ion transmembrane transport; intracellular calcium ion homeostasis. The record is from RefSeq and is a predicted model, not a curated record. Gene Ontology annotation, molecular function: ATP binding; ATP hydrolysis activity; P-type calcium transporter activity. Gene Ontology annotation, cellular component: plasma membrane. The transcript has 2 exons. Lineage: Eukaryota; Fungi; Basidiomycota; Exobasidiomycetes; Microstromatales; Microstromataceae. The coding region runs from base 1 to 3150 and encodes 1049 amino acids.